Molecule: messenger RNA, 3730 nt
Organism: Myotis myotis
Lineage: Eukaryota; Metazoa; Chordata; Mammalia; Chiroptera; Vespertilionidae
Gene: KCNH6
Product: potassium voltage-gated channel subfamily H member 6
Exons: 14
Coding region: 1-2988 (995 amino acids)
Biological process (GO): potassium ion transmembrane transport; membrane repolarization during action potential; regulation of ventricular cardiac muscle cell membrane repolarization
Cellular component (GO): membrane
Molecular function (GO): inward rectifier potassium channel activity
Source: RefSeq, a predicted model, not a curated record
AUGCCGAUCCGCAGGGGCCACGUCGCGCCCCAAAAUACUUACCUGGACACCAUCAUCCGCAAGUUCGAGGGCCAGAGUCGAAAGUUCCUGAUCGCCAAUGCUCAGAUGGAGAACUGCGCCAUCAUUUACUGCAACGAUGGCUUCUGUGAACUCUUUGGCUACUCCCGAGUGGAGGUGAUGCAGCGACCAUGCACCUGUGACUUCCUCACCGGCCCCAAUACCCCACGCAGUGCCAUGACCCGCCUGGCGCAGGCCCUGCUGGGGGCUGAGGAGUGCAAGGUGGACAUCCUCUACUACCGCAAGGAUGCCUCCAGUUUCCGCUGCCUGGUGGACGUGGUGCCCGUGAAGAAUGAGGACGGAGCCGUCAUCAUGUUCAUUCUCAACUUUGAGGAUCUGGCCCAGCUCCUGGCCAAGAGCGGGAGCCGCAGCCUGUCCCAGCGCCUGUUGUCCCAGAGCUACCUGGGCUCCGAGGGCUCUCACGGCAGGCCCGGUACACAGGGGCCUGGCACGGGCAGGGUCAAGUACAGGACCAUCAGCCAAAUUCCGCAGUUCACACUCAACUUUGUGGAGUUCAACCUGGAGAAGCACCGCUCAGGCUCCACCACGGAAAUUGAGAUCAUCGCACCCCACAAGGUGGUGGAGCGGACCCAGAAUGUCACGGAGAAGGUCACCCAGGUCCUGUCCCUGGGUGCAGAUGUGCUGCCAGAGUAUAAGUUGCAGGCGCCACGCAUCCACCGCGGGACCCUCCUGCACUACAGCCCCUUCAAGGCCGUAUGGGACUGGCUCAUCCUGCUGCUGGUCAUCUACACGGCCGUCUUCACACCCUACUCAGCCGCCUUCCUGCUCAGCGACCAGGAUGAGUCUCAGCGCGGGGACUGCAGCUACACCUGCAGUCCACUCACCGUGGUGGACCUCAUCGUGGACAUCAUGUUUGUCGUGGACAUUGUCAUCAACUUCCGCACCACCUAUGUCAACACCAACGAUGAGGUGGUCAGCCACCCCCGCCGCAUCGCCGUCCACUACUUCAAGGGCUGGUUCCUCAUUGACAUGGUGGCAGCCAUCCCCUUCGACCUGCUCAUCUUCCGCACUGGCUCUGAUGAGACCACAACCCUGAUUGGGCUGCUGAAGACUGCUCGGCUGCUGCGGCUGGUGCGCGUGGCCAGGAAGCUGGACCGCUACUCUGAGUACGGGGCAGCCGUGCUCUUCCUGCUCAUGUGCACCUUUGCGCUCAUCGCGCACUGGCUGGCCUGCAUUUGGUAUGCCAUCGGCAACGUGGAGCGGCCCUACCUGCAGCCCAAGAUCGGGUGGCUGGACAGCCUGGGCGUGCAGCUUGGCAAGCGCUACAAUGUCAGCGACCCUGCCUCAGGCCCCUCGGUGCAGGACAAGUAUGUCACUGCCCUCUACUUCACCUUCAGCAGCCUCACCAGCGUGGGCUUCGGCAACGUCUCCCCCAACACCAACUCAGAGAAGGUCUUCUCCAUCUGCGUCAUGCUCAUCGGCUCCCUCAUGUAUGCCAGCAUCUUUGGCAACGUGUCCGCCAUCAUCCAACGCCUGUACUCGGGCACUGCCCGCUACCACACGCAGAUGCUGCGAGUCAAGGAGUUCAUUCGCUUCCACCAGAUCCCCAACCCGCUGCGGCAGCGCCUGGAAGAGUACUUCCAGCACGCCUGGUCCUACACCAAUGGCAUCGACAUGAACGCGGUGCUGAAGGGCUUCCCCGAGUACCUGCAGGCCGACAUCUGCCUGCACCUGCACCGCGCGCUGCUGCAGCACUGCCCCGCCUUCCGGGGCGCUAGCAAGGGCUGCCUGCGCGCACUGGCCGUCAAGUUCAAGACGUCGCACGCGCCACCUGGGGACACACUGGUGCACUUCGGAGACGUGCUCUCCACGCUCUACUUCAUCUCCCGCGGCUCCAUCGAGAUCCUGCGCCAGGACGUGGUCGUGGCCAUCCUAGGAAAGAAUGACAUCUUUGGGGAGCCUGUUAGCCUCCACGCCCAGCCGGGCAAAUCCAAUGCAGACGUGCGGGCCCUGACCUACUGCGACCUGCACAAGAUCCAGCGGGCAGACCUGCUGGAGGUGCUGGACAUGUACCCUGCCUUCGCGGACAGCUUCUGGAGUAAGCUGGAAGUCACCUUCAACCUUCGGGACGCAGACGGGGGUCUCCAGUCAUCACCCCAACAGGCUCCAGGCAAUCAGGACCACCAAGGCUUCUUCCUCAGUGACGACCAGUCAGGUGAGCCCCCCAAAGCUGGGCCCCAGGCCCCCUCCCAGGGCUACAGCCUUAUGGGUCAUGGAUACCAGACUUCUAUGGAGACAGAACCUCAUACUCCUAGGCAUGCAGGGACAGCCCCUUCCCUGAGCCUCUCAGAUGCAUCUGGCCUCUGGCCUGAGCUGCUACAGCAAGUGCCCCAAAGGCCAAGGCACAGCCCUCCAGACUCUCAGGGAGACCCAGACUGCUGGUCCCGGGAGCUGGGCCCCAGGCUAGAGCAACUCCAGGCCCAGAUGAACCGGCUGGAAUCCCGCCUGUCCUCAGACCUCAGCCGCAUCCUGCAGCUCCUUCAGCAGCCCCUGCCCCAGGGCCACACUGGCUAUAUUCUGGGAGCGUCACCUCAUGACCUGGCCUUGUUUCCUGUGGCCUCAGCGACUCAGAGUCCAGGAACAAGGCUGCCCCAGGGUGGCCUGCCCCCUGCACAGGCCCCAAGCUGUGGUGACUUGGACCUACGUGAGCCGAAGCACAGGAACGCCUCCUCCAGGAUGCCUCACCGGGCCAUGGCCAUGGACAAAACUCUGACACUGUCCUCUGAACUGGAGCAUCCUGAGGGGCUCCUGUCAUCCCUGGACUCACCUCUGCAUCCCCUGGAGGUACAGGGACUCGUCUGUGGUCCCCGCUUCCCCUCCCUCCCGGAAUACCUCGACUCUGUCCCCAAGCAGCUGGAGUUCCCAAGACAUGGCUCAGAUCCUGGAUUUGCAGGGAGUUGGAACCACUGAACCCCAAGACAAAAGACACCAUAAGGGGAUUGACGGUGGGUGAGGUGAGAGUGAAGGAGUUGAGGGAGGCAGAGAGCUGCCAAGACGGACCUCUGAAAAUCAUUCUCUUUGAGUAGCUACAAACCGCUAACCCAGGUGACCCAAGAUGGCAGAAGGGAGGAGGCUCAGGAUUUGUCCCAGCCUCCAGGCCUCUGUUUAGAUAGCAAGCCUGAAGGAGGGGCCAGCACCUUGGGUGUAGAGUUAGCUUACAGGGAGUGGGGUCAGUGAGGAAAAGACAAGUUUCUGAUCUUCUGUGUGAGAGCCUUGCUCUGGGCCCAGUGAAAUCACCUCCUGACUCACAACUAUCCACUGCCUUUUAGCCCAGCACCCCAAAUUGGUCAGACCUCCCCUGUGAGAGCCUGUGCCCUGGCUGGAUAGGCAAGUGUCCUCUGCAGUGGACACAUCAGGGCACAGUGCUCUCACCCUCAGUGGCUCAGUCCCUGAUGGCUUUGUGAUGACCUCUGGGACUCUAGCGGAUGGUGGAGUGUAUCACAGCUAAUAAAGUCUGCACAUUUCACCUUGGGCUGGGUGUGUAACUUACCUGAGGGUGAUUAUGUCCUGGACUCUGCCAUGACUACAAUGACUCGGUUGUCUUCUCCAAGCCCUUCUCACAAAGAGCUAUGUGUUGGGGACUUGAAGGUGGCUCUGCUGGACCCAGGAGCCCUUGAACCAUGGAGCUCUUAGCCAGGGUGGGGUGAAGGGG